Molecule: messenger RNA, 1223 nt
Organism: Pyrenophora tritici-repentis Pt-1C-BFP
Lineage: Eukaryota; Fungi; Ascomycota; Dothideomycetes; Pleosporales; Pleosporaceae
Product: WD40 repeat protein
Cellular component (GO): nucleus
Molecular function (GO): protein binding
Source: RefSeq, a predicted model, not a curated record
AUGGUACGAAGAUCGUUCCAACCUCGCUUCUGUUCUAACAACGUCCAGUCGAAACAAUACCUUACUCUUCACACAGUCGACUCGGCGCAUCCAAAAGCUAGCGAUGUAUUCGCCGUAGCGCCGACCACCACACAGCUGCUGUCAGCCUCUGGCGCAAGUAGCAUCAACGUUUACGACACCACGCAACCCGAGUUUCCAAUCAUACAGACACUUGAAAAGGCGCAUCCACUCGGUAUACACCACCUUGUAACCGCACGGGAAGAGAAGGCGCGACGGGCCGCGAGUGCUGGCUUCGAGGGCAAGGUUAAGAUAUGGAGUCAAAAUGAAGAUGGUGUAUGGAGCGAGGACGGAGAGAUUGUUGACCAGAACAAGCCGGGUGAGAUAUGGGCCAUUGCGCUCAGCGCAGAUGGACAAUACCUCGCGAGUACCAGUAUCAACGGCAAAAUCAAUGUGUGGAGCUUGAACAAAGAUGAGGGCAUGCCUCGGAUACGCGAGUACGAGACAAAGGGUAGUUUCGGCAUGUGUGUGGACUUGAGUCGCAACGGUAGCUUCACAGCCUCAGGGCACGAGAACGGAUCGAUAUACGUCUUCAACAACGAGACCGGACGCCUCGCACAUUCCUUGGCUGGCCUCGUACAUCCAGUUCGCAGCGUAGCCUUCUCACCAGCUUCAAAACUGUUAGCAGCAGGAGGUGAUGCAAGGAUAAUCGCACUCUACGACGUCACUUCGGGCGAGCAGGUGGCAAACUUCACCGGACAUGGAGGUUGGGUGCUCAGCCUGGAUUGGAGCGAUACCGGCGAGUACCUACUUUCAGGAUCACACGAUUCAAAAGCAAAAGUCUGGCGCAUCGAAACGAGGACUUGUGUUGCAACACACUCUCACGGUGACAAGCCUCUUUGGAGCGCAAAAUGGUUACCAAAGGUUCCAACUAAAAGCGAGAUGUUCGCACUAGCAGGAGGAAAUAACUCGAUCAGUUUCUACAGGGAGGCCGCGGGUUAAUAUAUGAACUACCUAGUAUGCGGAGCGCUUCGCAUCAUAGACACUCCACGCUGUGCAAGGAACAAUGAAGAUGGAACGGCAGCAAGAGAGGCAAAAUGGCAAGCGAUUGGUGUAAGAUGAUGGCCAGAAGCUGCCACUUGGAAAUGGUCAGGAUUCAUGAGCUGUGGGAACCUGAGUAGGUAAUAUCUGGCUUGUGCCAUCCAAUCAGAUACAAGGUAGUAUCG